AGAUCUAGAUCUACAUAAAAUAUGAAACAGCGCAACGUUGUCGUGAAACCAAAAUUUCAGUGCAGGAUAUGCAAAUUACAUUUAGAUCUAGAAGUCUAAUCUUUUUGUCUAAACAUGAUAUCCCAUCAGUUCGUUAGUUGAAUAAAAGUGAAACAUAUUUCUCAGAUGGAACUAUUAUUGUGCGGAUGAAUCGGUUGUUUUUGUUGACAAAGUUACUUUCGUUUUCAGAUAGGUGUUUUAAAUUUUAUCACAUGCAAGAGUUAAAGUAUGUCAUGUGACCUACAAGAUGGUAGAAACCAAAAUAAUAUUCCAGCUGUUAAUUACGUAGAAUAAAUAAUAAAUUCAAAUUCUUUGAUCCGGAUCACUAAAAAUUGUAUACAAUUUAUAACAGCGUUCGAUGAUAUAAAGUAAUAAUGAGUGUAUUUAAAAAACUGAAAGGAACAUUUCAAAGUGCCCAGCAAGAUAUUGUUGAUGGUCUGCGCUCCCUCACUGUUUUAGAUUCUCAACCAAGACAUGAGCAAUUGCGCAACAUUAAAACUAGAGAAAUCAACCUGGAUGCAGGGGCAGAUUUACUCUACAGCUACCAAGCAACAUGGAGUGCCAUGCAAACAGAUACAAAAGAGUCAGCUAAAAAAGCUGAGGAAGUGAGCAAUUUGUUAAACCCUUUGUUCUUACAAUGGGAUAAAUGUGGAGAGUCCAUUUCCCAACUGGAGCAGGAAGUAAAAGCUAUUCCCAAUAUCCUAGAAACUCUGAGCCAGCUGCAAACUUUGCUUGAGACGUUACGUCAAGACUUUGUAGUGGCAGAGAAAGGGCUGGAUCUGCUGGAGAAUCUGUGUGAGGAACAAGAUUUCAGGAGUAAACUAAUGAACGAGCAUAAAAAGUUAGCAGUCUACAAGCUACAAAAAGAAGCAGAGGCAGAAAAAGUUAAAGUUGAAAUGGCCCGAAUUCAUGCCAAGAAGAUGGCCAAAUUAGAGGCUGAGAAAAAAAUAAAUUUGCAGGAGCGUGCUGAAGCAUUUAAAACUGCAUUUCAGGAAGACUUGGAAUACUAUCGUGCGCAUGGUCAUCCAGAUCGUGUCCACUCAGAGUUUCCAAAAGUUUCUAGCCUGAGUGAAAUUGUUAUAGAGGAUGAUAAAGUGGAAUUAGAUUCUUUUCUAGGACCCUCUGGUGAAGUGGAUGAUGCUCCAGGUCAGUUGGAGCUGUCCGGUGAAAACCCUUACAUUGAGGACGAUUACACGACAGAUUUCUCUAUUAAACAGGAUGCAGAGUUUAUUGAUGAUGUACAGUACAUCAAUGCAACUCUUUUAGAAGAGAUUACCAUUGUGGAGGGGGAGGAUGUUGACGAGGAGUAUGAUGGAGAUUCAAUAGCCAAACAUUUACAAGCUACAGAUUAUCUAGAAAACCUGGGGAUUAGAACAGAAUCACUCUCUGAUGACUUGCCAGAUACACACGACAGCAUUAAAAUGGCUGAAAAUUUGGGAGAAACGAAUUCACAUCAUGAAGAUAUUAAAACAAGUCCUGCUAGUUCAGUAUCUCAUGAAGUAGAGAAAGCAGAAAUAGAUGUUCCACAUAAUGAAGAGAAACAAACUGAUGAGGGAGAAUCAUAAUGUUGUUUAACUAAACCAAUUGACUGUGAUUUUCUAAAUUCUAAUCAGCCUUUAAUUAACAUUCUUACAACACUAAGGACCAAGAUAUCAGUUUGCAACACAAGUGCCUUAUAUAUAACUUCAUGUUUAAAUAUUUCAAGAUGCACAUCAGGCAAGUGGAGAGUGAGUGUUAUUUUAUGGAAUUAUUCAGAUGGAUGCUAUUUUAUACAAUUCAUUUUAUAACACUGGUUUAAAAUAAAUCCUAUCAAUGAUCUAAGAAAACAUAAUUUUAUUUAUCUUCUUUCUAAUGAUAAAAUAACGUAAUUGUUACAUUAAUAAUUUUAUUUAUUAUUUGCCAAGGAAAAGAUUUUAAAAAGAAAUUGGGAUAACAUAAGGUUUAUGGUAAAGGGAUAAUGUUUUUUGAUGAAAAUGUAAAUUCAAAUUAUUGUUAAUAAUUUAAUCCAUUUAAAUUUCAGUCUUUCCUUUUAUUUCAAUUAUUUUGUUGUUUUAAUUACUGUAAAUUUUUAAGUCUUCCAACUUGUUGAAUAUAUAAAAUGUAGAGAACUCUAUGCUUAACCCUUUACUGUCAGGGCAUAAAAAUAUUUUUCCUCCAGUAGAAGUUCCAGUCUUACCAAGCCAAAUAAUGUUACAUAUUUCAGUCACAAUACUUCUUUUAAAAUCAUCAUACAGUCUUAGUUCAUUAUAUUUAAAUUUAUUAUUUACAAAUAAUGAAUACAAAUAAUAUCCAACUAAGAAAAACCCACAAUCUUUAGAGAUUAAAUGUUAUAAUGAGGUAACUUCAGUAAAUAAAGUUUUGUGUUCCAGGUUUACUGAUUAUUUCUAAAAAAAUUUAUAAACUUUUUGAAGAGAAAAACAAGUUGAUAAAACUUUCUGUUUAUGUGUGCUUCAAGUAUCUUAGAAUCUCUUUAGGAUGAGACUUUCAUUACAUUACGUAAGGGCGUACAUAGUUCUGGCACAUAUAACAGCAUCACAUAAAAUCUGUGGCACAUUAGCACACAUAUUGGACAGUAAAGGGUUAAUUUCAUCUCAUUACUUGAAAAUUCAUCAUUAUUAUCUCUAUAAAAUUGUUACUUGUUUUUCUGAAUCCAAGUUUUUAUUUAUUUAUUUUGUUGAAAAGAACAAUAGAUUUGAAUUUAAAGUGUCUUAUUCUUAAAAGGUAGGCCUAUAUUGUUUGUGCAUUCAGUCAGUUUUAACAGUUACUAAUGUAAAGAUGUUUUUGACCAUCCUUAUUUGUAGACAGAAUGUUUGAUGUAUAAACUGACCGCCUACUGUUAAAUAAAGCUGAUAUAUUUAAAAAUCUAUAUCCUUUAUAACCAGAUAGAUUAGUGUAUUUUUAAAAACUAGUGUUUAUGUUUGUUUUUAUUUCCCCCACAAAAAGUACAACAGAAAGAUUAAUUAAAAGAAUAAGAAAAAAGUGUUGCUGUAUAAAUACUCAAAUAGAUGGUUUUUUUAAUGGAUUGCAAUUUUUAUUAUUCAUAUAUCUAAAGAAAUGUUACUAAUAUCUUUCCAAAAUGUGCAAUCUGCUCUUCGUUUAUUUGUUUCAUAAUUUCAUCUUUUAUUUUACUGUGCAUCUUACCUUUAUACUAGUAGAAAAAAUUCUUAAAAAUUGUAUUUCCGUCCUUAACUAGUAAUAAAAAGAUAACUUACAAGAAUGCAUACCUUAUUUAAAAAAUAAAUAAAUUGUAAAACGAGUUUAUAUUCCCUAAUUAAAGUUACAUGUAAUGUUAUGUGUUUAUAUUAUUUUAUAAAAAAUAAAAUAAAUUAUGUGAAUUAAGAC
Molecule: messenger RNA, 3381 nt
Organism: Physella acuta
Lineage: Eukaryota; Metazoa; Mollusca; Gastropoda; Physidae
Product: dysbindin-A
Biological process (GO): negative regulation of protein kinase activity
Cellular component (GO): cytoplasm
Source: RefSeq, a predicted model, not a curated record